Molecule: messenger RNA, 1084 nt
Organism: Amoebophrya sp. A120
Lineage: Eukaryota; Dinophyceae; Syndiniales; Amoebophryaceae
Source: the annotation of a GenBank genome assembly
GUCCCGUGUCCGGUUCGCUGUACUAGAAUUGUGUCUACGAGGAGCGCGAUCGUGCGUUUGCUUGCACAGAGAACGCAACGUCUACAAGAUCAAGAUCAUGCCUGCCACUGCUGCUCGAGUGGUCGCGUCCGACCACGACCGGGUGCGGGCCAUUACCAGCGCUGCGGCUGCGAAAGCCGAAGAGGUCCGCAUGAAGCAGGAACUGAUGGCAACGCUGCAGCAGGACGCAGGAAGGACAGCAGAUGGGAAGGUGUUGCAGCUGUCUCUCAUGACGAAGCACCUAGAAGAAGAACAACGAAGCACCAUGAGAGCGCACGCUCGGACCAGCACUGGUCCCGUCUCUACGUCGAGUUACGCAAGCGAACGGAGCCUCGAUGCUCUGCUGUCGGAAAUGGAGCGGGCAGCGGAGGGUAGGCCCCCCAAACAGUACAUCGUCGAGGGGUGUGCACAGCUGUUUGGCCAGACCGAGGGCGACAAGAGAGUCGAUCACUCGAGUGCCGGGGUCACGUCACGGCGAGACAUGUGCCUGGAGCUUGCACUGAUCGGAAAGCUACAAUCGCCAAUUGCGUAAGUAGUACUACAAGAGACUGCUCAACAGCGUUUGGAAAAAGCAAACUAUAACUGGAUGAAAAGCUCCCGUUCUUGUUCUCCGUUCGCCAACCCGGUCCGCUCGUAGCGCUAGGCGCCAGUGCGCACAGUAAGCAAGUGAGUCGCGCCGUGGCCGUCCCCGGGGGGCGUUCUCUGGCCUUACUUUGCAAUCAACUCCACGUAGCAGGAACGAACAGCGGAAGAAGAGAGCUGCUAGCAUCGCAGGCAGAAAAGUAUCAACGCCAGCUACAAGAACAGCUCCAGGGGGCUCCCGCAUUCUUCCUCCUCCUCGUCGUCGACCCUUUGUCGUUCCCGGCAAGUCCGCAAUCGCCACACUCGUGCAGUCGAGUUCGACGUGUCGGCCUUUUCGUCUUCGGCCUUCUCAGCAAAAGCACGAAGUGGCCCUAGUUUUGAAUGUCUCGAAAAAUAAUAAACGCUCCCGAGCUGCCCGGUGCAAGAAAAAGAAUCGUUCGCGUAGUGCCGUCUAUCUUCUGAU